This is a messenger RNA of Rotaria socialis, 816 nucleotides long. Lineage: Eukaryota; Metazoa; Rotifera; Eurotatoria; Philodinida; Philodinidae. The record is from the annotation of a GenBank genome assembly.
AUGAUUGGUAUAGAUUAUUGUGGUCCAUUUAAACAAACCCCUAGUGGUAAUCAGUACGUAUUAUGUAUGACCGAUUAUUUUACCCGGUGGGUGACAGCAAUUGCAUUACCAGAUUGCUCCGCACAGACAACAGCUCAAGCAAUUUUUACAGCAUAUAUUUGUCGAUAUAGUGUACCAUUAUCUAUAUUAUCAGAUCAAGGUACUCAUUUUCGAAAUCAGCUUAUGGAUUCUAUGGCAAAAUUAAUUGGUUAUCAUCACAUAUUUUCGACUGUUUAUCAUCCGCAAACGAACAGAAUGGUUGAACGUUUUAAUGCAACAUUUGUUUCUCAACUUGCUAAACUUCAAGAUCGUGAACAUAAUAAUUGGGAUGAAUAUUUAUUACCCAUUAUAUUCGCUUAUAAUACGGAAAUACAUACAACGACUCAAUAUUCAACGUAUCAAUUACAAUUCGGACGUGAACCACGUUUACCUACUUCGGAACCCUCAACAUCGUUCAUAUUUAAUAAACCUAAUGAUUAUUAUGACCAACUUAAAAAAAGUUUACUGAUAAUCCAACGACAAGCACAUGGACAUAUCAUUAAUCGUCAACGACAAUACAAAAUUCAUUAUGAUAAACAACGUCCUGAUUCUCAUUAUAAAGUUAAUGACUUCGUAUUAAUUAAGAUUCAUGGAUUAAAAAUAAAAUUAGAACCAAAAUAUUCGAUUACACCAAAAAUUAUUAUUAAAGAACAACAUCCUAUGUAUUGGGUCAAAGGUGAACGUACACAAAUUGAAUCUCGAGUACAUGUUCAUGAUAUUCGACCAAUUAUUAUUUAA